Molecule: messenger RNA, 591 nt
Organism: Paramecium octaurelia
Lineage: Eukaryota; Ciliophora; Oligohymenophorea; Peniculida; Parameciidae
Source: the annotation of a GenBank genome assembly
AUGAUAAAAAAUUAAGGGGCAGUGCCAGAAGGCAUUGAAUACAAAUUUAACAAUAAGAUCAAAUUAUUAUAGAGUUAACAAACAGACCCCUUUAUUAUCGUCAAUGGAAAUGUGUAAAAUAUAGAUUACAACGAUGAUAUCCAGAGAGAAAAGGCUUUCUUUGAAUUUGCAUUAAACAAUUUAAAUAAAUUUAAAAAUGGCAAUUAAAAUAUCCAAUUCACCAGAAUUGAUUAGGAAUUUUUAUUUCAGAAAAUAGGCGAAGUUAUAGUUAAUCCUAUAGUUAAAUCGGCAGUUCACAUUAAAAAUGUGGAAGAGAAGGAAUUGAACUAAUAAGGCAAGAAAAUUUAAACUCUCCUUACAGCAAAGAAAUCAAAUUAGCAAAAACAUGAAAAAAUAAUUGAAGAAAUUCGAAAGGCCAUGAAAAAAAAACCAGUCGAUGAAAUAGAUAAAGAUGAGAUAUAGGAGAUUGAGUAAAAAUCAAAACCAAUAAAUAAUUUAAAAAAAGGAAUCAAGAAGAAGAAAACAAAAAGAUUGGGAAAACUAGCAAGAUUGCACAAAAGACUAAAGUAAAAUAGUAGAAAAUAAAAAUGA